AUGUCGUAUCCAAUUCAACAAUAUAAUCCAAAUAACAACGCUCUCAUCGAUCCACAAUUCGACAAUACACUUUUAGGCAGUAAUAAUGAUGGCAAUAUGUUUGGUUCAUUUUAUGGUCUUGCAAAUCAAAUGAUGUCUGAAAUGUUACGUAGUGGUCCCAAUAUUGGUGGUGUUUCAACAUUUAUGAGUUCAGAUUCAAACAAUCCGAAUGUAAAAGUAUUCGGUUUAAGUUCAAUGAAUGUUACACAAAUAUCACGUGGACCAGAUGGUCGUCCACAUGUAGUUCAAGCUCAUGAUGAACGUCGUAUGGGACCAGGUGGAGUUUGGCAAACAAAAAAAGCAUUACGUGAUACAGAUCGUGGUGUUGAUAGAAUGCAAGUUGGAUAUUUUGUUGGUGAUCGUGGUGAAAUUGUUGAACGUCAAUUAGAUCCAACUAGUGGACAAUAUCGACAAGAUAUAAAACGUCGUGGAAUUCCUUCAAAUGAACAAAAUUUUUCAAAUCAUUGGAGAUCACAAGCACAACAAUCUAUGCAACGACCACGUCCUUUACCAUCACAAGUACAGCAACAACAAUUACCUUCGUCUUAUCAACAAUAUCCACAACAAGCUUUACUACCAUCGGCACCUUCCUAUCAAUAUUAUUAG
Messenger RNA from Rotaria sp. Silwood2, 645 nucleotides. Lineage: Eukaryota; Metazoa; Rotifera; Eurotatoria; Philodinida; Philodinidae. The record is from the annotation of a GenBank genome assembly.